AUGGUUAUCGCGACCUCUCGUGAGAGGUUCUUCACGCCGAGCACAAUCGAAAGACCAAGGCGUAUGCACAGUGCACCGUGGACGGCAUGCAGAGCCAGACGCGAAAAGAAGUGCCAGAGCUGCACAGGAAGAGCGGCAAGAAGUUCACAGGAAGAGCUGCACAAGUGGUCCGAGAAAGUCACCAGCAGAUACGUUCUUCAGGAUUUCUUGAAGAUGUGCGUCCAGAACAGACAUGGUGAGCUCGCUUUUGCAAUUCUGGAAGACAUCAGACUAGACGAUGCUCGAAUGCAACUCGAGGUUGCCGUGUGCGUCCACGGUGCGUGGCACGGCCGGACCGAGACUGGCGAGAGGAGGUGCUUUCUUUGGAAGGAAGUCACAGCAGUGGCCUUGGCAGUCCUCACUACGCAGGAGCUCUCUACAGGCUUGGAGCUCUCCUCGGUUUCGCGGUCUCAAGUGACAGAUGUGAGCGCCGUGCUAGGGCUGCUCGCGGGCCGCGUGUGUGUGCGAGGGAUGUCGCAGCGUGUGCGAUGUCGAGGCCUCGACGAGGAGAGAGCCGAGCAGCUGCUCUCACGUGCCAUCAAGCUGCGCGAGGAGGUCGCGGAGCUGGAACGUGAGGCGGCGGUGCACCCGCGUGUGGCGGGCGACUCCGAAGAGGAAGGCGACUCCGAAGGCGAGCCAGAGCCAAUCGAGGCGCUCCAAAGAGUUGCACCACGAGCAAGGCUGCUGGACCUGCCGGAGCUGCUUCCGCAAUGGCUCCUCCUUUGUUCCACGUUCCCAUAUUUGUUGCCCGCCCUGGAUGCUUGGCGCUUCUUCGGACAGGGCUUAGCGCUGCGGCUGUGCCCCAGCCUCGCAUGGGAGUGGACCUGUUUCAUGCAGGACGCGAUGCCGUUUCCAGAUCUUUUGCCCAUGCUAGAGAUCUUACAGCCGCUCCUCCUCUUCGCCAUGCCUGCCAUCGCAGUGCAACGGCGUUUGCCCCGACUGUUGCGUUUCAACCUGAACCAGGCCUUUGUCAUCGAUUUGGUGCUGUGCCUCAGCUUCCAUGCUUCAUCCUUCAGCCGAUGGCUGGCGCUGCAGCGGGGCGACGCCUUCUACGUGCCCAGCGAGGCAGAGCUGCCGCAGAUGCCCGGCAGCCGCGCCAUCCUGCUGCUCUUCGGCGUUUGCCUUUUGUACUGCGUCUCGCGCACCGCCUGCGGAGCCUUUCCCGACGGCAUCCCCUACAUCUCGGCGCAAGCGAAGAAGAGCAUGGGCUCCAGUCGAACGCAACUUCCGCUGAAGCGGUCUGGCACAGGGCGGAGCUAG
This is a messenger RNA of Durusdinium trenchii, 1299 nucleotides long. The record is from the annotation of a GenBank genome assembly. Lineage: Eukaryota; Dinophyceae; Suessiales; Symbiodiniaceae.